ACGACGUGCAGCGUGCAGUUGCGAACGUGGCGACGAGCUGGCGAGUGAAUUCUUGCUGUUCUUCUCGCGAAUAUGCGCGUUCUGUUUCGCGAAAGUUACGGGAAUGAGAAAGAGACAGUUUACGUAAGGUCAGAAGAUGGUUUCAUCGCGAUCGAGGCAAAACUCGGCCCCACGGAGUUGCGGGCCAUUCGUUCCCGGAUCACGUCCGUCCUCAAACAGAUAUUCCUGCCGCGAGGGUAUCCGAACAGCGUGCAUCCUGACUACACGGCGUAUCAGAUAUGGGACACGGUGCAGGCCUUUGCGAGCACCAUAACAGGCACCCUAACGACGCAUUCCAUAAUGAAAGGGAUAGGAGUCGGAGAGUCAAAUGCUACACCCUUAGCAGCAGCGAUAACGUGGAUCCUGAAGAGUGGCACUGGAAUGAUUGGCAGUAUAAUGUUUGCAUGGUGGAAUGGAACUGAAUUAGAUGGACAAUGCAAAAAAUGGAGGCUAUUUGCCGAUAUCUUGGACGACGUAGCCAAAGGGAUAGAAUUACUUGUGCCAUAUUUUUCCUCAUAUUCUGUUGUGAUUCUGUGUGUCUCAACGACGAUGAAGUCCAUUGUCGGUGUUGCUGGUGGAGCUACGAGAACAGCACUGAUUCAUCAUCAGGCGAUACAAAAUAAUGUGGCAGAUGUCUCCGCAAAAGAUGGGAGUCAAGAGACCUGUGUAAAUCUAAUUGCAUCAUUCUUUGGGAUCUUUAUAUUGUCUUUAUUCCACGAUGGACAAUAUUUAUUAGAAUUGUAUCUCUUCCUGGUGGCAGUCCAUCUCUAUGCAAAUUAUUCGGCGGUUAAAGCGUUGUGUUUAGAUACACUCAAUGAAGAUCGUCUGGCUAUAAUCGUUAAAAAUUACAUGAUGAACGAGCAAAUUCCCGAGCCAUCACAAGUGAAUAAAGAAGAAUCAGUAUUUCUACUUAAAAAUCCUGCCAGAAGCGUACAUGGUUUUGAUAUAAAAAUUGGAGUAUCAUUUGGAAGUAUCCUGAAGAGAAAUAUAAUUUCAUCCACAGAAAAAGAAUAUUUAUUAAAAUUCUUUGAAAAUAAAAUGUAUAUAAUAGCGAUAGAUAUUGAAAAAAGG
Temnothorax curvispinosus is the source of this 1110-nucleotide messenger RNA. Its product is annotated as RUS1 family protein C16orf58 homolog. The annotation marks the transcript as partial. Lineage: Eukaryota; Metazoa; Arthropoda; Insecta; Hymenoptera; Formicidae. The record is from RefSeq and is a predicted model, not a curated record. The transcript has 7 exons.